AUGAGGGAAGAGUUGUGGCCGGCUGAACCAAAGUCAGCCCUCAAGGGUAAACUGGAGCACCAGUCAGCCCUCAAGGGUAAACUGGAGCACCAGUCAGCCCUCAGGGGUAAACUGGAGCACCAGUCAGCCCUCAAGGGUAAACUGGAGCACCAGUCAGCCCUCAGGGGUAAACUGGAGCACCAGUCAGCCCUCAAGGGUAAACUGGAGCACCAGUCAGCCCUCAGGGGUAAACUGGAGCACCAGUCAGCCCUCAAGGGUAAACUGGAGUACCAGUCAGCCCUCAAGGGUAAACUGGAGCACCAGUCAGCCCUCAAGGGUAAACUGGAGUACCAGGGUAAACUGGAGCACCAGUCAGCCCUCAAGGGUAAACUGGAGCACCAGUCAGCCCUCAAGGGUAAACUGGAGCACCAGUCAGCCCUCAGGGGUAAACUGGAGCACCAGUCAGCCCUCAAGGGUAAACUGGAGUACCAGUCAGCCCUCAAGGGUAAACUGGAGCACCAGUCAGCCCUCAAGGGUAAACUGGAGCACCAGUCAGUCCUCAAGGGUAAACUGGAGCACCAGUCAGCCCUCAAGGGUAAACCAAAGUACCAGUCAGCACUCAAAGGUAAACUGGAGCACCAGUCAACCCUCAAGGGUAAACUGGAGCACCAGUCAGCCCUCAAGGGUAAACCAAAGUACCAGUCAGCACUCAAGGGUAAACUGGAGCACCAGUCAACCCUCAAGGGUAAACUGGAGCAGCAGUCAACCCUCAAGGGUAAACCAAAGCACCAGUCAGCCCUCAAGGGUAAACCAAAGCACCAGUCAGCCCUCAAGGGUAAACCAAAGCACCAGUCAUCCCUCAAAGGUAAACCAAAGCACCAGUCAGCCCUCAAGGGUAAACCAAAGCACCAGUCAGCCCUCAAGGGUAAACCAAAGCACCAGUCAACCCAGUGGGAAGGAGUAACGGAACUGUGCCCAGCACAUGGAUUAUCGGGGAUCGAACGCGGACCUGCAAGUAGCGAGGCUGUACCGAUCAGUCAGUGUUCAUGA
Procambarus clarkii (red swamp crayfish) is the source of this 1029-nucleotide messenger RNA. The record is from RefSeq and is a predicted model, not a curated record. Lineage: Eukaryota; Metazoa; Arthropoda; Malacostraca; Decapoda; Cambaridae.